GUUGCUGUUUCUUUCUUUCUUUCUUUCUUUCUUUCUUUCUUUCUUUUUUUUGAAAAAUAACGACGUCUCUGAGGCGCGAAUUCCGACAGUGAGAGGAACGGCUGGAUACAGGAGACGGGAAGAAACAAGCCGAUUAUGUUCGCUUUAAUUAAGUGGUUGGAAGAUGUAAAAUUCUCAAUUCUGCCAACUGAACAUAUACGAGAUUUUAAUGAGGAUGAAUAAUUAGCCGGCAUGGAGGAAACGGACCUUUAUUUGGUGGAGUGGCGACAAGAAGCCAAAAGGCGGGUGGCCGGUCUAUGAAGCCUCCAUCAUCAAGCUAGCAGAAAUCCCACCUGUCCUUCUGGCUACAGAGUACUUACCAAGCCCAUGAAAUCGAAUGCAGAUCUUCCUGAUGUGAGAUUUACAUAAAUGUAAGUAAUUUUGUUUGUCAUUGUCAUUAAUGUUGUUGCUGUUGUUGUUUUUGUGCAGUUUGCAAUCAUAUAAACCUAGCAAGCAUCAGUCAGCACAGUGACUAACCUAAACUGAUUCUUGCUUUAUUCACAUAUAUUAUAUGUAAUUAUAUAUACCUGCACAUUGUACCUUGGGUUGCAGCCACUUGGCCCCACCCCAUUGUUGUGACAGCCCUGAUUGUACUUAUACACUGCAUCUGAACAGGGAACAGUCUGCCACAUUAAUGUAUUUUUAAGUGACUUAUUUGUAAUACAUGAAUUUGUUUCUUACAGAUGUCAAAGUCUCAACGUCAUGCUGCCCUCCCCCAUCCUCCUAAACCUGUGGAUACAAAUGCAGAUUUCCUUAAUGUUCAAUGGUGCGUGUUCUUCUAAUGGCCGCCUUCCCACUGGAGGUUUUGAUCCACAGCAAUUUAAAAGGAGGACAGAGCAAAACGGACAUCGGCACAGAGCGAAGAACUGCCCUUCAUAAGGACACUAUGACAGCCAUAUAUAUGGCGGUAAGGAAGAGGUUUCCCAAUGUGUCCAGAAGGGCUUUGAGGAUUGCAGUGAAAGCUGGGGGAACUGAGACUGCUGGAAAAGGAAAAGAAAUUACAUUUUAAACAUGUCGACCAAGGUUGCAGUGGUUACUGGCAGUAACAAAGGCAUCGGUCUGGCCAUCGUCCGAGCGCUCUGCAAGCAGUUCAGUGGAGACGUUUACGUCACCUCCAGAGACGUAGGUCGGGGUGAGGCAGCAGUGAAGACUCUGAACUCAGAGGGACUGAAACCCAAGUUUCACCAGCUGGACAUCAAUGACGUGAACAGCAUUAAAACUGCUGCUGCCUACUUUAAAGGGAAGUAUGAUGGAGUGGACAUUCUCAUCAAUAAUGCUGGAAUAGCAUUCAAAGCGGCAGACACAACUCCAUUUGGUGACCAGGCAGAGGUGACCCUGAGGACAAACUUCUUUGCCACCAGAGACAUGUCGACUCACUUCUUGCCACUCGUCAAAGCUGGAGGGCGUGUGGUGAACGUCUCCAGCAUGCUUAGUGCCAGCGGUUUGAAACAGUGCAGCCCAGAACUCCAGCAACGUUUCCACAGUGAGGACAUCACAGAGGACGAGCUGGUGGCACUGAUGCAACGAUUUGUUGAUGAGGCCAAGAAAGGCGAACACAAGCAAGGCGGCUGGCCUGAUAUGUCGUAUGCAGUAUCCAAAAUUGGAGUGACGGUGCUAUCCAUGAUUCAUGCUCGUCGCGUGUCUAAGGAGAGACCAAAAGAUGGGAUCUUGAUUAAUGCCUGCUGUCCAGGGUGGGUACGCACGGAGAUCGCUGCGCCAGGUGCCCCAAAGUCACCAGACGAGGGCGCCAUAACACCAGUCUACCUGGCCCUGCUUGCCCCCGGAGCCACCGAGCCUCAUGGAAAGUAUGUCUCUGAUAAGGAAGUUCAGCCAUGGUGAUAGAAAGUUGUUCUAAAUAAAUGACAGUUUUCAUCAGCUGAUGUUUUAACAAGUGAAAAGUAAACUUGCUGUUUC
Molecule: messenger RNA, 1953 nt
Organism: Oreochromis niloticus (Nile tilapia)
Lineage: Eukaryota; Metazoa; Chordata; Actinopteri; Cichliformes; Cichlidae
Product: carbonyl reductase [NADPH] 1-like
Exons: 13
Coding region: 1051-1878 (275 amino acids)
Molecular function (GO): carbonyl reductase (NADPH) activity
Source: RefSeq, a predicted model, not a curated record